CUUCAGAACGGAGGAGAGGGAGGAGGAGCUUGGCUUGUCUGGCCUCAGCACCAGAGCUGAGGAAGCAUGCGGCUCCCUCUGGGAACCUUGCUCCCUUCUCUCUGGGAAGGAGCCCCCCUACACACCCUCCUCCUCUUUGCCAUCCUCCUGAUCCUGGCAUACUAUCUGCAGAGGAGGGGGCAGCAUCUAAACUAUCCCCCGAGCCCUCCUGGGCUGCCCAUAGUGGGCAACCUCUUCCAGAUGGACUUUAAGACUCCUCACAUCACCGUACAGAAGUUUGCCAGGAAAUAUGGAAAUAUUUUCUGUACACAUGUGGGUGGCUUUACCUUUAUGUUUGUAAGUGGAUUACCAAUGAUCAAGGAGGUCCUCGUCAAUCAAGACCAGGUGUUUAUCGAUCGCCCCAGCAUUCCUACCCAAUCCUAUGUCUUUCAAUCACCUGGUUUAGUCAUGUCUAAUGGAGAUCAGUGGAGACAGCAAAGAAGAUUUGCCUUAAUGACCCUAAGGAACUUUGGUUUGGGAAAGAAGACCCUGGAAGAUCGGAUCCGGGAGGAGGCCAGGUAUCUCAUUGAGGCUAUCAGGGAAGAAAAAGGAAAACCCUUUGAUCCCCACUUUCAGAUCAACAAUGCUGUUUCUAAUAUCAUCUGCUCCAUCACUUUUGGGCACCGCUUUGAGUACCAUGAUUCCCAGUUUCAGGACCUGCUGAAGAGUUUGGAUGACACCACAGUGCUUCAAGGCACCUGGGAGUGUCAGCUGUUCAAUAUAUUUCCUCGUAUAAUGAAAUUCCUGCCAGGAUCUCACCAGAAGCUCUUUGAAGAAUGGAAGAAGCUAGAGUCUUUUGUGGAAUGUGUGAUCAAACAACACAAGGAAGAUUUUAAUCCAGAGGAGACCCGGGACUUCAUUGAUGCUUACCUGCAGGAGCUGUCCAAGGAUACCGUCCCUUCAAGCUUUAAUGAAAAAAGUUUAGUCAGCUGCACCCUGGACCUCUUCUUGGCUGGAACAGAAACAACUUCAACCACUCUACGGUGGGCACUGCUGUAUAUGGCCCUUUAUCCUGACAUUCAAGGAAAAAUACAAGCUGAGAUUGACAGGGUGAUUGGCCAAUCCCGGCAGCCCAUGAUGGCUGAUAAGGAGAAGAUGCCCUACACUAAUGCAGCUAUUCAUGAAGUUCAGAGAAUGGGCAAUAUUAUUCCUUUCAACGUGCCCAGGAUGGCUGCAAUUGAUACCAAAGUGGCAGGUUACCAUGUGCCAAAGGGGACCAUACUGAUGACCAACUUGACUGCCUUGCACAAGGACCCCGAGGAGUGGGAUACCCCAGAAACCUUCAACCCGGAACAUUUUCUGGAGAAUGGUCAAUUUAAGAAGAGAGAAUCCUUUCUGCCGUUCUCAAUAGGAAAGAGGGUCUGCCUGGGAGAACAGCUGGCUCGAGCUGAGCUUUUCCUUUUCUUCACUUGUCUGCUCCAGAAUUUCACUUUCCAGGCUCCCCCAGACACCCAGCUAAGCCUGGACUUCCGAAUGGGGAUAACCAUCUCUCCUAUCCCCUACCAAAUCUGUGCCCUUCCUCGAGUGAUGUAGACCAAUCUAGGCCUCUGGGGCGGUCCUCAAGGUGGAACAGGGAAGGACCUGGAACCAUCCUCAUCUUCUAUGGUCAGUCACCCUGCCCUUUGGAGAUUGGUGGGGAAAAGGAGAGAAAUCUAGCAGGGGAGAAGAGGAAAGAGAGACAAACAGAGGGUCGCUGUAGCCCAAGUGGAAGCUUCCCACUCAGAAAAAGGAGAGACAUUAAUGCCAUCAAAAGGAAAGCACAAAGAGUCUUUACUGGACUUAGAGUCCAAGGACCUGGCUUCAAAUUCCAUCCCUGACAUUUACUAGCUGGGAGACCUUGGGCAAGUCACCUAAACCUCUGCCUCAGUUUUCUUAUCUAAAGUGAGGAGAAAGGGCAUCUCUAAGGUCCCUCCAGCUCUCAAUCUAAUAUCCUGUGAUGCUAUGGACAAAGGACCAACACCUUUCCUCCCCUGCCUCAAGCACUGGAGCCAGAGGGUUUUUUGUUCUGUUUUCCUUUGCUUGAUUAUUUUUUCUCUCCUGCUUUUAUAACUCCUACAAUGGGUAUGAUUUUAGGGGAGGGUUCAGAGAGUUUCCAUGAGUUACAGGAAGCUUCCAUAGGUUGAUGAGGGUGACCAGUAGAGAUCUUAAAGAUUAUAAACCCCUUGUGGGCAGGGACUGUUUUCUUUAUGUCUUUGGACAUCAAGUCAACAGCCCAGUGCAUGGCAUGUAAUAGGAACCUAAUAAAAACUUGCUGAUUGUUUCAUCUCUGAA
Molecule: messenger RNA, 2310 nt
Organism: Dromiciops gliroides (monito del monte)
Lineage: Eukaryota; Metazoa; Chordata; Mammalia; Microbiotheria; Microbiotheriidae
Product: cytochrome P450 2J2-like
Exons: 9
Coding region: 67-1572 (501 amino acids)
Biological process (GO): xenobiotic metabolic process
Cellular component (GO): intracellular membrane-bounded organelle; cytoplasm
Molecular function (GO): heme binding; oxidoreductase activity, acting on paired donors, with incorporation or reduction of molecular oxygen, reduced flavin or flavoprotein as one donor, and incorporation of one atom of oxygen; iron ion binding
Source: RefSeq, a predicted model, not a curated record